CUCUGUAUCUCUCCAUCUCUGUCGUCAUUUUGAGAAAGCCUGGGAGUGGCAGGAAGGAGGAGAGGCAGAGGAGAAAGAAGAAGAAGAAGAAGAAAAAAGGAGGAGGAAGACGAAGAGGUAGAGCAGCUGUACGCUAAUCAGGAUCUUCCUGAAUAUUUUCACAGCAUCCUUCCAUUUACGGCAGCAGGUACCGUACUCUCUCUUUUUCAGCAUCACCGUUUCAUGCACUAGCACGCAAUGCAACAAAGCGGCCAUGGAAACAGCAGCAACAAGAUAACUGGAUGUAUUAUUUCACGCCCCGCUAAUGAUAAAUAAUUUGUAAUAUUUAUGUGGACAUUUUUAGAUGCAGUAUAUUUCCACAUUGGAUUUUCUUAAAAAGAUUUAAUGUCAAUCCCCAAAGUGCCUGUAGCCAAAAAGAAAUGCAACACUGGAUCUCCAGUGACAUUUACGUACAUGCUUUUAUGUGUUUCAUUUUUUUUAUGGUUCAUUGCCUGGAAUCGUUCUCAUCCGUUGUAGUUUUGUCCACAUGCCCACCAAUAAAAUGUCCCACCAAGAAAAAUAGGAUUACUAGCAUCCAUGAAAUGUGCAUUUCUGCUAUGUAAAAAGAAAAAAGUUUUGUAAUAAUUGUGUUCCUUUCAACCGUUUUCAUUUUAUUAAUUUAUACUUAUAAAUCAGGCUUUUAUGUACUAAACGUACAUCCUUACUGUUUUUCAGCCAACAGCAGUAACAAGUUGUGUGUGUGUGUUUGUGUGUGUGUCUGUGUGUGCGUACGAGAGAUUGACCAGGAGAAGAGAAAGAGGAAAAGGAGCAUGUUUGUUCAUUCACCGUUAGAUUUAACAGCAGAGCAGCCGUUUCGAAAUUGAGCUGAUUGAAUUAAAUUGGCCUGAGAGCAGCUUUAGUAAGAGGGACAUAAUGAUGGAUGUGAAAGUGUGUAUCUGCUUGUGUGUGUGUGUGAGAGAGAGUGAGUGAGAGAGAAAAAACGUUCACUUGGACUGACCAUGAUGGCAGACCUUUCCUGGCAGGCUGACCAUCAAUCAGCUAAUAGAAUCAUUAUGACGUUCUUCAAUUUCACAAAAUGUCUUCACAAGGAGAUAAAGUUAAUGAACAACCAAAGUAAGGGUGUCAUCACUUUUUGAAGGGCUUUUUGAAGGUAGGACAUUGCAACUAUGUGCAACAAUUAAGCUGGUGUGUUGACCAUUAUCAGUUUGAUACUGUAUUCUCUAUGUGUAUUUGUCAGUAUGGCGGAAGGCUCAGUGUCUGUAGCAGAGGUCGAGACCUCCUUCCAGAAGUUUGCAGUCCAUGGAGACACUAAAGCCCGAGGAAAGGAGAUGAACGGCAAGAACUUUGUUAAGAUCUGCAAGGACUGCAACAUAAUCGACGGCAAGAAUGUCACCACUACAGAUGUUGACAUAGUUUUCAGCAAAGUCAAGGCGAAGUCAGCUCGUGUAAUCACAUUUGAGCAGUUCAACCAGGCCCUGACAGAGUUGGCUCCCAAACGUUUUAAAGGCAAAAGCAAAGAGGAGUCGCUUCAGCAGCUCUACGGUCUCAUUGUUGGUAAGGAACCUGCCAACAUCGGAGUCACUAAAGUGGCAAAGGCAGCAGCAGUGGACAGACUGACUGAUACCACCAAGUACACUGGAGCGCACAAGGAGCGGUUUGACGAGUCAGGCAAAGGAAAAGGAAAAGUCGGGCGCGAGGACCUCCCAGACAGCAGUGGCUAUGUCGGAGCUUACAAGGGCAGUGGCACUUACGAGGAAAAAGUUAAAGAGGCAUAAUUCUGCAGACAGAUUAUGAAAACUUUGAUUCAAUAACUAGAAUUAGGGCUGUUUCAAAAAGAUAAAAUAAAAAAGAUAAAAUGUAUUAAUUGGCUACUUUAAUUUUGAAGACAAAACAAAUAAACUGUAUAUGUCUUGUGGGCCUAGCAAUACUAACUCUAUCCAACAAUUAAAGAAAAAAAAACACAAAAGGUUUUCAUAAGUGACAACCAGGAUGAGCAACUUAAAGAAACUAUUCCUAAAACAAAAUCUAAAGAUAAUGGACAUACUUAGCUGCACUUUGUUUAAUGGGUUUUACAGUAGCAUGAACAACUGAUACUGAAUAUUUUCAAUGAUUCAACAAGGAUCAAAAGAUGAAACUGUACUUGCAGCCUAGCAUGCUUUAUAGAAACUAACUCUGCUUUGUAUUAUAGUUUAACACUGUGCCUUAGUAUCGAUGUAGCCGCUAGCGUGAAUGCUAUGAUAUACAGUAAUGUGCUGCUAAUCUCACUUACCUUGAUGCAAUGGAUGGUACUUUAGCUGGAUUCAAGAAAUGAUGCUGAGUCAGUAGUUACUCCUUCACUCGCUAAAUUUAUGACUUUAUAGUUGAUUGCAUUUUGCUACAUGACCAGUCAGUGCCCUUUAUUAUUCUUGUCAUGGCAUUUGAUCAUAUCAUAGAUAUUUAUAUUUACGAGUCAAAAAAUGAACAAGCAGUGAAGAACACAGAAUGAUCCUGUAUUGAUGAAGCUACAGCCUAAAUCAUCUUUAUUUCUCAUUCUUAACUUACUAACAACAUUAUGCUGUGAUUCUUAAUGCUCAUAUAAUGUACGCUGUUUAAUUUUGUUUCAAGGUUAAAUCUAUUAAGAAUAUCACAUUUUUCCCCCAGAAUUAAAGACUGGAAAACAACUUUUAAGAGAAGUGAAUGCAAUGUGAAUGUAAUAAAGGUGCACCAUCAUACGUAUAUAUUAUAGUAUGCAUUGUAAUCCUCUAAAAACCUAAUUGUAGUGUGGUAUCAGCAAUUGUACAAUUUAAUCACUGCGUUAUAAUACAUACUUGUUUGUUGCAGCCAUGCUACCCAUAACUCUGUAAACGUUUAGAAAUUAAAUGUGAGUUCUAAAUCCCA
Molecule: messenger RNA, 2877 nt
Organism: Anarrhichthys ocellatus (wolf-eel)
Lineage: Eukaryota; Metazoa; Chordata; Actinopteri; Perciformes; Anarhichadidae
Gene: tppp2
Product: tubulin polymerization-promoting protein family member 2
Exons: 3
Coding region: 1239-1775 (178 amino acids)
Biological process (GO): microtubule polymerization; positive regulation of protein polymerization; microtubule bundle formation
Cellular component (GO): microtubule
Molecular function (GO): tubulin binding
Source: RefSeq, a predicted model, not a curated record